GCAAGUCAAGUCGCUUUGUUUACCGCCCAACGGCGACGACGGACCAAAACCGGCACCGGCAGGUAGGUCUCUGCUCGGUGAGACGCAUUCAAGUCUUUGAACCACGCUUCUUGGAGACACGGUACGCAUACUCGCUGAUUUACUCUCGGCAAGGUAGUUGUUUUUAUUGAUUCAGCCAGAGAAGCUGCGCGACGACGCGUCGCGCCGUGCGUGGAUCUUAAAGAUCGUUGAAUAUCGUUUGCUCGUUGUAGUCAAUUGCUAGCCGUCGCACCGUCAACAUGGCCGUCUGUAUAUGGAGUUUCGUUUUCGUUUGGAUUUCCCUAAUGAUCCGGUUGGGAAAAGGUCAAAGUUUCGAACCGUAUGAGACGUCGCACGUGGCUCUGAUCGGAUGGACUCAACGUAGUGGCGCCAUCAAGUUCGAUUGCGCGGGAUCGUACCUGGGGAAGAACAUCAUUUUGACCGGAGCACGCUGCCUGGAACGGGACGGAGCGCUCGCUGAUGUCGUUCGGCUGGGAACGGCGAUGGGAUCGCCGAUGGAUUUCCACGUUCACAACGUGACCGUCCAUUACCGGUACCAGGCGGAGUACUACUAUCACAAUAUGGCAAUUAUCAUCUUGAAGGAGGAUCCCCAGGCAGUGUCCAGUAGGUUCAAACCGGCUUGCAUCUACUCGCACGCACCACCGAUUCCGGAGGGACGGGUGCACCUGAUGGGUAGGGAUGCGGAAGGGUCCUACCUGAAGACGGAACUGGAUUUGGUCGAUUCGGACAAGUGUCACGAGUACUACAGUCCAACCAAGAAGCUGAAAUAUGGCGCGCUGCUGGUUUGCUGCAUGUGUGCUCGGAAUGCUGAAAUCGCCAAAUGCGCAUCCGAGCUGGGUUCUCCGAUGCAGAUAAUCUUGGAAAAGAACGGAAAGAGAGUUCCAUUCCUGGUUGGGCAGAAGACGAUCGGACGAUCGUGUGGCACAAAGGUGCCAGGGAUCUACACCAGGUUGAGCUCGGAUGGUCAUUUGCCGUGGAUUGUUACGAUCGCUCGGAUGGAUUUCUACAAUCAUGAUGCUUGCAUGGAAAAAUAUUAACUGUAAUCUUCGGAACGAUCUUUUCAUGACAUGACAAUUUUAAAUUAUUUAUUCAAAUGUACCAACUAAUAAUUUAUAAACUAUAAUAUCAAUACAUAUCACACUUAAAUUAAAGAUUGUUUCACUUAAUCAU
This is a messenger RNA of Aedes albopictus (Asian tiger mosquito), 1209 nucleotides long. RefSeq names its product serine protease Hayan-like. The record is from RefSeq and is a predicted model, not a curated record. Gene Ontology annotation, biological process: proteolysis. The transcript has 4 exons. The coding region runs from base 279 to 1076 and encodes 265 amino acids. Gene Ontology annotation, molecular function: serine-type endopeptidase activity. NCBI's taxonomy places the organism in Eukaryota, Metazoa, Arthropoda, Insecta, Diptera, Culicidae.